Neltuma alba is the source of this 3629-nucleotide messenger RNA. RefSeq names its product F-box/LRR-repeat protein 3. The record is from RefSeq and is a predicted model, not a curated record. Gene Ontology annotation, molecular function: protein binding. Gene Ontology annotation, cellular component: SCF ubiquitin ligase complex. Lineage: Eukaryota; Viridiplantae; Streptophyta; Magnoliopsida; Fabales; Fabaceae. Gene Ontology annotation, biological process: SCF-dependent proteasomal ubiquitin-dependent protein catabolic process. Bases 677 to 2641 code for a protein of 654 amino acids. The transcript is spliced from 8 exons.
AGUUCCAUCCAUGAUCCAUGUGCUCCUUUCGCCAAUGCCAGUAACCAAAUGUGCCUUCCAGCCUUUUCUUUUGCCAAACAGCUGAAGUUUAUAAAAGAGAAGUAAUAAAGACCGUACAAAUAUAAUGCAAAAUUGUUGCGUUUGGGAGAGGAAUGUUUUGAUUGGACAGGUUGUGGAAUUUCAGAUGCUGAAAAAGAAAGAGUGGGAGAGGAUCUCGGAAGCGUAAUUCGGCCGAACACUUUCAUGCCCACCGCCUUCAGUCUGGUUGUCGUGUAGUGUGUGAAUGGAAACUCACUUCCAUGCUCAUGACAAAAGAGCGCAUUAUGUGUUCCGCCUCUGGCCACCCAAUGUGCCGCUGAAUAUAUACUCGCCUUCCUCUUUUCCUCACCCACAGUGCUCAUUUCAAUCUUCACACAUGGCAGAGAAAGUGCUUAGACCAUGGUGAGACUUGAGAGUGUGGAGUGUCAGUGAGAGGAUCAUGAUUCCAUGCAUGCUGGAGAGUGACGCACAAUGCCCUCUUCGUCUCAUUUUAUUGAAGUCUUAACCCGAAGCAGAGAAAGUACUCUGCUUUCUGUUGCUGGUUAACUGAGAUUUUUCAGUAUGCCGCUCUUUCAUUUCUUCAUACUGAAUUCUCUUUAACGCUUCUCUUCACUCUCUAGAGCUGAGCAAUAAGAACAUGGAGCCGCCACGCAGAACUACCACUAAUUUCUUCAAUCUUCUCACAGAGGAGAUCAUUUCGAUUAUCCUCGACCAUCUCCAUGACGACCCACUGGCCAGAAAGUCGUUUUCUCAGGUCUGCAAAUCCUUCUACUCCAUCGAGUCCGGCCACCGGAAGUUCCUCAAACCACGUCUUUUAGAGUUUCUUCCGAAUGCCUUCCGCCGUUACCCGUCCAUAUCACAAGUUGAUUUCUCUCUCUGUCCCCGCGUGGAAGACGACACGCUGAGCUCAAUCUCGCUCGCUUGGAAUUCUUCCUUGCAAUUAAUUAAUCUUUCUGGGUCCAAAUUUUUCACCCAGAAGGGUUUGUCAAAUUUGGCUACAAAUUGCUCGUGCUUGUUGCAGAUUAAUUUGUCGAAUCAGACGGACCUCACGGACUCAUCUCUCGAGGCAAUCGGGGAGGCCAAGAAUUUGGAGAAGUUGUGGUUGACGAGGUGUAAAUCAAUAACGGACAUGGGAAUUGGUUGUCUGGCAGUUAAUUGCAGAAAACUGAAGUCCAUUUGGUUAAGGGGGUGUCUGGGCGUCACCGAUCAUGGGGUGGCUUUAAUUGCUGUAAAAUGUAAGGAGAUUCGUAGUUUGGAUAUCUCUUACUUGCCGAUCACAGAAAAAUGUCUUUCUCCUAUCUUCGAACUUGAAUAUCUUGAGGAUUUAGUUCUGGAGCAUUGCCUUCGCCUUGAUGAUGAUGGCCUUGUAUCCCUUAAACAAAGCUGCCAGUCACUGAAGGUGCUUAACUUGUCAAACUGUCCGAACAUCAGUCAUAUUGGCUUAUCGGCUCUAACAAAGUGUGCUCAAAACUUGGAAAAGAUUAUCCUAUCAUACGGCCUCUCUUUCACUACCGAUCUUGCAAAAUGUCUCAAUGAUUCUCCUAAGCUGCAAUCUGUUAACUUAGAUGGUAGUCUGGUUAGAUGUUCUGGGAUAAUGGCUAUUGGUUAUUGGCAUUCCUCACUCAGAGAACUGAGCUUAAGCAAGUGCAGAUUAGUGACAGAUGAGUGCCUCUCUUUUACUGUGCAAACACACAGAGACCUAAGGAAGCUGGACAUAACAUGUUGUCGCAACAUAACUGAUGCAUCAAUGGACCACAUAACAAGUUCAUGCCCGAUGCUUACUUCCCUUAAAUUGGAGUCUUGUACCCUUGUCUCUAGGGAUGCCUUUUUAUUGAUUGGAAGGUGUCAGUUUCUGAAGGAAAUUGAUGUAACAGAUACUGACAUUGACGAUGAAGGACUUCAGUCAAUUACAAGAUGUUCCAAACUAUCUUUUCUAAGAUUAGGCAUAUGUUUGAAUGUGACUGAUAAAGGACUUGGCUAUAUCGGAAGCCGCUGCUCAAAGCUCACUGCACUUGAUCUAUACAGGUGCUCAGAAGUAACUGAUUUGGGCAUUUCUUCAAUUGCUGAUGGUUGUCCUUCACUUGAGGUGAUUAACAUUGCUUAUAACCCUAACGUGACUGAUAAUUCAUUAUUAUCUUUGUCAAAGUGCUGGAAGCUUAGAAUACUGGAAAUUCGAGGAUGCCCUUGCAUCUCAUCCAGGGGACUCUCAGCCAUUGCUGUUAGAUGUAGGCAACUGACUUUCCUGGACAUCAAAAGGUGCAAUAAUGUUGAUGAUGAAGGGAUGAUUCAACUUGCUCAACACUCCCAAAACCUUAAUCAGAUUAAGUUAUCAUAUUGCUCAGUGACUGAUACGGGGCUCUUAGCUCUCGCUAGCAUGAGCUGCUUAAAUCACAUAUCUAUUUAUCACUUGCACAAGUUAACUUCGAAUGGCCUGGCAGCUUUCCUUAUGACAAGUCAAAGCCUAAUUAAAGUGAAGCUCAACCCAUCCUUUAAGUCAUUACUACCUGAACAAAUUCAAGAAUACAUGGAAGUUCGUGGCUGUGUACUUGUUUGGAGAGAUAGAGAAUCUCAAGCUUCCAGGCGUAUUAACAGGUGGGAAUAAAAUCCGAAAGGAUGGAGCUUGAUGCCGACGGGAGUUUUGAAGCUCCGUGCGGUUAAUAUGGCAUCCUACCACUGAGCGACUGGCAGGAAAUAGUCAGCUACGAUGGUUUUGUGGUUAAAUAGCGUAGUGUUGGCAGUUGGCUACUCGCGUGAUCUAAGAGUUGUGCUGACUCAUGAAUCCACAUGGAUUUGCCUAUUAGCUAGGGUUUCCUGGGAAUAAUUGAUUCCAUCAUAUUCAAGUUGUGAUUUUGUUGUUUGUAUUUUACUCACGUAAUUGAUGAACGACACAACAGAAUGAGCUUACAUGAGGGGGAGGGGGGGGGUUCACUAUUUUCAGCCUUGUGGGGGAGCUCUGAAACCAGAGUUGCUAUCCUUUCUAGGCUGCUUGCCUGUGCUGAGCCAGAAGUUGGGCCCAAUUCGCCAUGACAACAGGUAUUGAGGUUUAAGGUUAUGAUUGUGAGAUGGGGCAAAGCAAAGCGUAACAUGAGCUCCGUCAAACGUUUCCCAUACUGCUGCGCAAGACUGGUCAACACGAACAUGAUAAUAGGCCUCACCUGCAAUUUUUGACUUUGACUGCUUCAAGAGAAUCGUCUCUGGAGAAAGUCAAAGCCUCUCUCCCUUCACUCUCGUCAAUAAACUAAUGAUGAGUGCUGGUGAACCUGCUUUCUUGCGUCAGUCAAGGCCCAACCGAUGCAAAUCUAUAGUGUGCGAGCAUCUCGCUCGCAGCUCAUGUCCAUUGGGCACCUUAAGUAACGAAUUAAUGUGAAUUUUAUAACCCUCAACCUGAUAUUGUAAUUCGCAGUCUUUUCUUUGUUAGUGGCCAAGACCACUGGUACUUUCCACACAAGUUCGGGAUAUUGGCAGCUGAGGGGAGCCGAUUUAAAUGCUACUCGUCUGGUCUUAAAUAUAAAAUCCUUAUACUAGUAUGUAUAAAAGUCUUAUAUUUAGGAGCAGAAGAGUAAUUAAAAACCUUGUUUCAUUGUGUUGUA